AUGGAACCAUACGAAAAGCAACCGAAGAAGCUUAAAAGGGCGUUCAACGUCGAGCAAGAUCGAUCUUAUGACAUCUUCGACUCCAAGAAACGCGCGUGGCGAAUCAAGGAAAGAGCACCAGAGGGGAAGGUAAAGAAAUGGGCGACCCUUGAUGUAAUCCCUAGCCUAAGUGUUACCCACGGAGACGAGUUCAAGCUAUAUGACAUUGUUUGGCAUACGCUACCGUCUCAAGACGGCAGACACAACAUACCAGACCCCGUCGUUUUGAUGGAGCUUCGCCAGGCAAAGGAAGAUAAGUCAUGGGUAUACAUAGUUUGUCUCUACUUCGAGAAGGUAGAUUCAGGAACAUAUCUACUCUCUAACCACUGGGAAGUCCGGUCAUACGAGUUCUUCUCCCAGGACAAGAAACUCGCCAACAAACUGCUGGUCAAGAUUGACUGGAGCCGAUUCUUCGAUUUCAGAGACAAGAGAAUUCGAAAGGUCAUUAAGUGCAAGAAAAUGCAACGCAUCAUUCAAGAUCCACGCCUGAAUAAGAUAGAGGGUAGCGUGAACCCACGCAAGCGCAAGUGGACGAACGGACGCGAUCCGACGAACGAUCUAAUAUAUCGCAGUGCCAGGGGCCGACCUCACAGAGCGAUGUGGGUGCUGCAUGCGCUUGCUGGUUCUUGUGCUAACCCAUGUGUAGACGAGAUCAAGAAGAUGCUUGGUGAGGGUGCAUUUGGCAAGGUCUUUCAAGCGUACGAUAGGACCGAGAAGACCCCAUGCGCCAUCAAGGUCAUCAGAUCAGUGCCAGAAGACGAAGAUGCAAUUCGCAACGAGCUGGAAGUUCUACAGACCCUGGCAUCGAACGACAAACAUAACACUUACCAAUGUAUUCAUAUGCGGGAUUAUUUCCAUUUUCGAAACCACACCUGCAUAGUCACCGACCUCUACGGCAAGAGUAUGUUCGCCUUUCAGGAGUCAAAUAGCUUCGUACCAUUCCCAGCAUUACACAUUCAGGAGUUUAGUAGACAGCUAUUCACCAGCGUUGCUUUUCUGCAUGAUCUACGCAUCGUCCACGCCGAUCUGAAGCCGGAUAACAUCCUCCUAGUAAAUGAUAAUUACGAGAUGUUCCCGUACAAUGGUACAGUACAACCGUCAUCAGCUACUGCGGACUGCAGUGUGACAACUCGGAAAGUGCUCCAUGACACAGAAAUUCGAAUCAUUGAUUUCGGAUCAGCCUUCUGCUAUGAUUCACACAAUCCGGAUAUCUUCACCCCUCAGUAUCGCUCGCCAGAGCAUAUCCUCAACGUCGACUGGAGCUUCCCUCAUGACAUCUGGAGUAUAGGCUGCAUUCUAGUCGAGCUAUGGACCGGGAAAUGCCUAUUCGAGACAGAAGAUGACUUGGUGCAUCUGGCAAUGAUGGAGACUAUGUGGGGGAAGGAGCUUGACAGGGAGCUGAUAGACCAGUGUUCCGCGGAUUCGCAAGUUAUCCCGAAUCGUCUGGUUCACUCACUGACGCAUCGCUAA
Messenger RNA from Parastagonospora nodorum SN15, 1509 nucleotides. RefSeq lists its product as hypothetical. Gene Ontology annotation, cellular component: nucleus. Gene Ontology annotation, molecular function: protein kinase activity; ATP binding. The transcript is spliced from 3 exons. Lineage: Eukaryota; Fungi; Ascomycota; Dothideomycetes; Pleosporales; Phaeosphaeriaceae. The coding region runs from base 1 to 1509 and encodes 502 amino acids. The record is from RefSeq and is a predicted model, not a curated record. Gene Ontology annotation, biological process: protein phosphorylation.